GGCUUUCGUACUGGCGCCUAUCUCGGCCUCCGCGCCAGUUUCAGGCUGGUUGGCGCGAGAGAGACUAUCGGACCAUGGCGCCCAUGCAUGGAGAGGACUGUAAACUGGAGACAAGCGCUGUGUCAGAUUCAGGGAGUUUUGCAGCUUCUCGAGCCCGCCGAGAAAAAAAAUCAAAGAAAGGACGCCAAGAAGCUUUAGAGAGACUGAAAAAGGCUAAAGCUGGUGAGAAGUAUAAAUAUGAAGUUGAGGACCUCACAAGUGUUUAUGAAGAAGUUGAUGAAGAGCAGUAUUCAAAACUGGUUCAGGCACGUCAGGAUGAUGACUGGAUCGUAGAUGACGAUGGUACAGGCUAUGUGGAAGAUGGCAGAGAGAUUUUUGAUGAUGACCUUGAAGAUGAUGCACUUGACACCCGUGGGAAAGGUACCUACACUUUAUCAGGUUAUUUGGCAAGAGUAAAGAAGGAUUUUAGAAUAAAUCAGGAAUGGAGACCUUCUCAUGUCAUCUAUUCCAUUAAUAUUGAUAAUAAGUUAGAUUUCUUGGUUAAGAUCAUUGCUAUGGCAGCGCUUGUUCAUCACAGUUUUCCAUUAGAUAAAGCACCUCCAAAGCCUCCCUUUCAGACGCAUUUCUGUGUUGUCUCUAAACCAAAGGAUUGUAUUUUUCCAUGUGAUUUCAAAGAAGUCAUUAAGAAAAAGAAUAUAAAGGUUGAGGUUGCUGCGACAGAAAGAACCUUGCUAGGAUUUUUCCUUGCAAAAGUUCACAAAAUUGACCCUGAUAUUCUUGUGGGUCAUAAUAUUUGUGGUUUUGAACUGGAGGUGCUACUGCAAAGAAUUAACGAGUGCAAAGUUCCUUACUGGUCCAAGAUAGGUCGGCUGAGGAGAUCCAACAUGCCAAAACUUGGGAGCCGGAGUGGAUUUGGUGAAAGAAAUGCUACCUGUGGCCGAAUGAUAUGUGAUGUGGAAAUUUCAGCAAAAGAAUUGAUUCAUUGCAAAAGCUACCAUUUGUCUGAACUUGUUCAGCAGAUUCUGAAAGCUGAGAGGAUUGUAAUUCCAACAGAAAAUAUACGAAACAUGUAUAGUGAAUCUUCUCAUCUGUUGUACCUGUUGGAACACAUCUGGAAAGAUGCCAGAUUUAUUUUGCAGAUCAUGUGUGAGCUAAAUGUUCUUCCAUUAGCAUUGCAGAUCACUAACAUCGCUGGGAACAUUAUGUCUAGGACACUGAUGGGCGGACGAUCUGAGCGAAACGAGUUUUUGUUGCUUCAUGCAUUUUAUGAAAACAACUAUAUUGUGCCUGACAAGCAGAUUUUCAGAAAACCUCAGCAAAAACUGGGAGAUGAAGAUGAGGAAAUUGAUGGGGAUACCAAUAAAUACAAGAAAGGUCGUAAGAAAGCAGCUUAUGCUGGAGGAUUGGUUUUGGAUCCUAAAGUUGGUUUUUAUGACAAGUUCAUUUUGCUCCUGGAUUUCAACAGCUUAUAUCCUUCCAUCAUUCAGGAAUUUAACAUUUGUUUUACAACAGUGCAAAGAGUUGCUUCAGAAGUGCAGAAAGCUACAGAGGAUGAGGAACAAGAACAGAUCCCUGAGUUGCCAGCUCCAAACUUAGAUAUGGGCAUUUUGCCCAGAGAGAUCCGGAAACUGGUAGAGCGGAGAAAACAAGUCAAACAGCUGAUGAAACAGCAAGAUUUAAAUCCAGACCUUGUUCUUCAGUAUGAUAUCCGACAGAAGGCUUUGAAGCUCACAGCGAAUAGUAUGUAUGGUUGCCUAGGAUUUUCGUACAGCAGAUUUUAUGCUAAACCACUGGCUGCCUUGGUGACAUACAAAGGAAGGGAGAUUUUGAUGCACACGAAAGAGAUGGUACAGAAGAUGAAUCUUGAAGUUAUUUAUGGAGACACAGAUUCAAUUAUGAUAAAUACCAAUAGCACCAACCUGGAAGAAGUAUUUAAGUUGGGAAACAAGGUAAAAAGUGAAGUGAAUAAAUUGUACAAACUGCUUGAAAUAGACAUUGAUGGUGUUUUCAAGUCUCUGCUGUUGCUGAAGAAAAAGAAAUAUGCUGCUCUAGUUGUUGAACCAACAUCAGAUGGGAAUUACAUUACCAAGCAGGAACUGAAAGGAUUAGAUAUAGUUAGAAGAGACUGGUGUGAUCUUGCCAAGGAGACUGGAAACUUUGUCAUUGGCCAGAUACUUUCUGAUCAAAGCCGGGACACCAUUGUGGAAAACAUUCAGAAGAGGUUAAUAGAAAUUGGAGAAAAUGUGCUAAAUGGCAGUGUCCCAGUGAGCCAGUUUGAAAUUAACAAGGCAUUGACAAAGGAUCCCCAGGAUUACCCUGAUAAAAAGAGUCUACCUCAUGUUCAUGUUGCACUGUGGAUAAAUUCUCAAGGAGGCAGGAAGGUGAAAGCUGGCGAUACAGUAUCUUAUGUUAUCUGUCAGGAUGGGUCAAAUCUCCCUGCAACUCAGAGGGCCUAUGCACCUGAGCAAUUGCAGAAACUUGAAAAUUUAGCCAUCGACACCCAAUACUACUUGGCCCAGCAGAUCCACCCUGUUGUGGCUCGGAUCUGUGAGCCAAUAGAUGGAAUUGAUAAUGUACUCAUUGCAUUAUGGCUAGGACUUGACUCCACUCAAUUUAGAGUUCAUCAGUAUCACAAAGAUGAAGAGAAUGAUGCUCUCCUUGGUGGUCCAGCACAGCUAACUGAUGAAGAGAAAUACAAGGAUUGUGAAAAAUUCAAAUGCCUUUGUCCUUCAUGUGGAACUGAAAAUAUUUAUGAUAAUGUCUUUGAAGGCUCGGGAAUGGAUAUGGAGCCCAGCUUGUAUCGUUGCAGUAAUGUUGACUGUAAGGAUUCACCGUUGACCUUUAUAGUACAGCUGAGCAACAAAUUGAUCAUGGACAUUAGACGUUGCAUUAAAAAGUACUAUGAUGGCUGGUUGAUAUGUGAAGAGCCAACUUGUUGCAGUCGCCUUCGACGUCUUCCCCUUCAUUUCUCCCGAAAUGGGCCUCUGUGUCCAGUCUGCAUGAAAGCUGUGCUUAGACCAGAGUAUUCUGACAAGUCCCUGUACACCCAGCUGUGCUUUUACCGGUACAUUUUUGAUGCGGACUGUGCACUGGAAAAACUUACUGAACAUGAGAAAGAUAAAUUGAAGAAGCAGUUUUUUACUCCCAGCGUUCUUCAGGACUACAGAAAAGUCAAGAACAUAGCAGAGCAGUUCUUGUCCUGGAGUGGCUACUCUGAAGUGAACCUCAGCAAGCUCUUCGCCAAUUAUGCUGGGAAGUACUGAGAGACCCAGGAAAGAAGCAAGGAAGCUAGCUGCGGGACCUGAGCUUCUGAGGCCUCUGCUGCCCUAGCUGCCUCUCCAGUAUCUUGCUUUUCUUUUGAGGACUACAUGCUGUGUUGAUGGAGAUGUGAACCAGGGUGGCAGUGUAAAAAUGCUUAACUUGCUGAAUAGUUUUCAAAGCACUGUACGCCACCAAAUCCUUUCCUAAGUACCUAAAGACCUAUAUUUUAUUGGGGACUGGAUUUCUGCCGCACAGAAAUUGCUACUUUAAUUAAGAGUAUGUGAGAUGUAAGUGACCUUCAGUUUACCCUGGGGCUAUAUCAGAGACACCCCUAAAAAGAGUUUUAUGGGGUCUAAUGGAAAUUCUAACAUUUUGCUUUUUCACGUGUCAAUUAAACCCAGUCUGUGUCUAAAUACCUGUUUAGUUACUAGCUCCAAGCGUGGCUGAUUUCAGUGCUGUCUUUCAUAUAACUGGUGCAGGUGGUGGGAGGGGGUGUGGUGGAGGGAUUUAGAAAGUUUACACUUACUAAAUACAAAGAGCAAGUUUGCUUAUUGAAUUGUUCAAAGUUCAACAUUCACCAGAUGUUUCCUUCACAUUCCUUCUGUUCUCCCUUUACAUAGAUUGUUCAAAGUGGAGGUUUAUACAAUAGGAACGCACAUUUUAAAUACUUUGUCCUAACAUUUCAAAAAAAUUAUGGUGAGGUUGUGGUAAGGAUCACUGUGUUCCAUUCAGAAGGAUGGGAGAAGCCGACAGGACCCAGCGCUUGCUAUGUUUCGUCAGUUCUUCAGAAUAGUCGUCUCUUUGAAGCAAUAAACUAUAUUUCAAUAUGGCAGCCUUAAAAACUUAUCUAUUUGUCUUUUUAUGAAGAAAAAUGUAUUGUGUUCUGUACUUAAGAAUAAAGUUUUCUAAAGGAAAA
This is a messenger RNA of Apodemus sylvaticus (European woodmouse), 4177 nucleotides long. It is a transcript of the gene Pola1, whose product is annotated as DNA polymerase alpha 1, catalytic subunit. Gene Ontology annotation, biological process: DNA replication; leading strand elongation; lagging strand elongation. The transcript is spliced from 27 exons. NCBI's taxonomy places the organism in Eukaryota, Metazoa, Chordata, Mammalia, Rodentia, Muridae. Gene Ontology annotation, cellular component: alpha DNA polymerase:primase complex. The record is from RefSeq and is a predicted model, not a curated record. Gene Ontology annotation, molecular function: chromatin binding; DNA-directed DNA polymerase activity; DNA replication origin binding. The coding region runs from base 75 to 3263 and encodes 1062 amino acids.